UGAGUCCUUCACCUGGAUGGCUCAUACUUCCAGUGCUCAGCAGAUUUGGCACCGGUGCCCGGAUUUCUCAUUCUUCUAAUGUUGUGCUGUGCAGGAGCCUUAGCAGACUACUAUGACGAACCAACACCAUCACCACCAGAGAAAUCUGGAAAAUGUCCCCUAGAUCCAUUAGCAAAGUGUCGUCCUAAAAUUCCUCCUGAUCAGUGCAAUUUGGACGAUGACUGUUAUGGAAAAGAAAAGUGCUGCAGGAUUCGGUGCACCAGAGAAUGCAUAGAUCCCAUCGAGGAGACCCCCGGAACAUGUCCACCACCACGCCGGACCGGGUGCUCACCCUAUCUGGAUCCUGGAUACUGUGAAGUGGACAGUGAUUGUCCAGGAAAAGAGAAAUGCUAUGUCAUGUAUAGGCCAGAGUGCAUCGAAGUGUAAUAAGUGAUGUGCGGCCGGCUGGAUGCAUCUCCGUCCCUCACAGCGGAGGACACAUCGCUGAUCAGCCUCAGUAAUUCUCUCUUCUCGCGGCUUUUCCUUCUCUAGUUGCAGAUAAACCUGGAGGUGACAGCGGUGAAGACCCUCAGGGCCGGAUCCGCUGCCCCAGGUGCUCAGUCUGAAUACACCCCCAUUAAAGGCAGAUUUCUCCUCCUUCUCAGCGAUCAUAGUGACAUUUAUCAAUGUAAUAAAGCAGAAGAUGAAAAAUGA
Messenger RNA from Bufo bufo (common toad), 693 nucleotides. RefSeq names its product WAP four-disulfide core domain protein 5-like. The transcript is spliced from 3 exons. The coding region runs from base 79 to 426 and encodes 115 amino acids. Gene Ontology annotation, cellular component: extracellular region. Lineage: Eukaryota; Metazoa; Chordata; Amphibia; Anura; Bufonidae. The record is from RefSeq and is a predicted model, not a curated record. Gene Ontology annotation, molecular function: peptidase inhibitor activity.